CCCCACCUCACAAACACACACACACACACUCCCCCAUUAAACAUGUGUGUGUACGUGUGUUUGUGAGUGUCCUCCCUCAGUCUCUCCAUGGCUGAAUUGUGGCAGCAGCUCGGUUCCCCGCAGCAGCGUCGAGCUCUGGCUCCCCUCUUCUUCAUUUGUCUUCUCUGCCCUCCCUCAGGUGCUCUUCCCUGGGAUAACAAAGCCAGUGCAUCCCCUUUGGAGGGGUUUGAGGUGGUGAAGGGGAAUUUCUCUCGGACUUUCCUGCAUGUUGGCUACCACAAGAUUGCCGAGAUUCCAGCAGGAGCGCAAAACAUCAGCAUACAGGAGACAGUGAAGAGCAGAAACUACCUGGCUCUGCAGACCCAAACUGGAGUGUCUAUCAUCAACGGAAAGUGGGUGAUUGACAGGCCUGGGAUCUUCAUCGCCUUGGGAACACAGCUGAUGUACCGACGACCCAAUGAAAUCCGCUCUCGCCUCGGAGAGUCCAUCACUGCGCCUGGGCCGCUCACUGAGGACCUGCACGUCUACUUAAUCUACCAGCAACCAGGUCCUGCUGUACACUAUGAAUACAGUGUACCUUUACAAACCACAGAACCCACUCCUGAGCCACAUGCACCUUCUGGUAUACUUCCCCUGGUAGAGACGGUAGAUCCAUCCCUCUCAGGCGAGAAAACACACCCAGGUGACAUGACCAACAAUGGCAUCACCAAGGAGACACCCUAUCACAGCCAGGUUCCCACUGAACCCAGCGUGAACUCUGACCUUCAGCCUACUUAUACCUGGACGAGGAGGGGCCACACAGAGUGCAGCACAACCUGUGGCACUGGCAGGCGUCAAGUGCUCUUGGAGUGUGUUGAGAAGGAUUCACAGGCGACUGUUCCUGCUGACCUCUGUGACCCUCCACUUCAACCAGUAAACCAGGAAGAAAACUGCAACACGCAGCCCUGCCCUGCUUAG
This is a messenger RNA of Hippoglossus stenolepis (Pacific halibut), 957 nucleotides long. RefSeq names its product thrombospondin type-1 domain-containing protein 4. Gene Ontology annotation, cellular component: extracellular matrix. Gene Ontology annotation, molecular function: metalloendopeptidase activity. The transcript is spliced from 6 exons. Bases 88 to 957 code for a protein of 289 amino acids. The record is from RefSeq and is a predicted model, not a curated record. Lineage: Eukaryota; Metazoa; Chordata; Actinopteri; Pleuronectiformes; Pleuronectidae. Gene Ontology annotation, biological process: extracellular matrix organization.